Molecule: messenger RNA, 1160 nt
Organism: Anopheles stephensi (Asian malaria mosquito)
Lineage: Eukaryota; Metazoa; Arthropoda; Insecta; Diptera; Culicidae
Product: protein crossbronx homolog
Exons: 4
Coding region: 255-941 (228 amino acids)
Source: RefSeq, a predicted model, not a curated record
UCAAAGUAGUCCGUAGGCAUUCCACACCAGCCAGAUGUUUGUUUUGAUUAUAAUUUUAAAGCGCGAUAGAUUGCACACCAAGUUUUAAUUAUGAUUUUAGCGUAGUACAAUGAGUGUUUACAGCUCGACGAAAGGGAACGAAAGUACAAACUGAACGGCCGUGCAGUGAUCAUACCAAGCCGCAACGCAGCUUCAGCAAUUAAUUAGCAACUCUUCUACUCACGCAUCACCACACACUUCCUGCACCAAGCGCGAUGACUCUCGACGCGAACGAUAAGCUUUUGGAAACAGUCCUGCAAGAGUACAAAAUUUUAGCCGAAUACGAGCGGCUACAGAGCGAAGAUCUUGGUGGUAUUUACGUAACUCCGUCGUACGAAAAUCCCUUCCUUUGGUUCGGCGUUAUAUUCGUGCGCAGUGGUGUGUACAAAGAUGGUGUGUUCCGGUUCACCGUAACUCUUCCCAACCGAUUCCCCAACGACAGCACUGUCCCGACAAUAACGUUCCAAAGCGACGUGUUUCAUCCGCUGAUCAAUCCAGCCGAUGGAGUCGUAGACCUGUCGGAAGCAUUUCCCAAAUGGCAGGCGGGCGAUAGUCACAUCUGGCAAAUGCUGAAAUUUGUACAGUUCAUGCUACAAAAUCUGGACGACCAUCCGGUACAGUCGAGCCAGGUGGCGAACAACGAAGCGUACGAACUGAUGAUGGAAAAUCGCACCGAAUUCCAGCUGCGCGUGGAACAAUGUGUAGAGGAAAGUCAACGAAAGCUGUACGAUCAACCCACCCAUCCGGAUCGGUUCUACAUUUGUUUCGACCAGUUCAAUCCCGACGUGCACGGUCCAGCGCUGGAAUCGAUGAAGGAAUGCAAAGCAACGGAAGUGACGACUCCACCGUCGUCCGGUUUGUCCUGGGUAAGGAAAGGUUUAUAUCAACCGCUAAGUAAAUGAGUGAGUGACAUUUACCCGGAUCCCAUUGGUCCCCUGAAGGGACGAAAACUAACAAAAAAAAAACAUCGUAGUUAAAUAAUUUUAUUGUUUUAUUCCAACGUUAAAUACACUCGGCGAGUCACAGACAUAUGUUUGGUAAACUACUUACUAAUACUUGUGAAUGCUGCAAAGAAUGUGCUAAUAAAACGCGUAACGCACUACCAAGAUUUUAAACAUAAA